Molecule: messenger RNA, 1829 nt
Organism: Dioscorea cayenensis subsp. rotundata (Guinea yam)
Lineage: Eukaryota; Viridiplantae; Streptophyta; Magnoliopsida; Dioscoreales; Dioscoreaceae
Product: pentatricopeptide repeat-containing protein At5g04780, mitochondrial-like
Exons: 3
Coding region: 13-1596 (527 amino acids)
Biological process (GO): RNA modification
Molecular function (GO): protein binding; RNA binding
Source: RefSeq, a predicted model, not a curated record
UUGAGGCUCUUGAUGGCGCCAAGAAGCCCGCUUUCUCUACGUCUAUCGUGUCUGCUUCGUGCUUUCAAGCUUCCAUCUUUGCUUCGCCAUGGCGGAGCAAUCCACGCGAAGGUCGUCGUCCAUGGCUUCCUCCCUGACGCUACUCUUGAGACUGAUCUUCUCCUCAUGUAUUCUCGUUGUGCUUCCUCUGAUCUCUGCCAUGCACGGCAAGUGUUCGACCAAAUGCGGCAGAGAACCAUGCACGCAUGGAAUAUCUUGUUCUCUUCUUACGCGCAGAGCUCUCUCUAUCACUUGGUACUCGGACUUCUUCGUCCAUUUCUUGACUCUGGAUUCCGGCCGGAUCACUUCACUGUUCCGGCACUCUGCAAGGCCUGUGGUGGUGGUGGUGGUGUUGGGCUUCGAGAGAUCGGGAUGGGAUUGCAUUGUUGGGCGAUCAAGAUUGGUGUUCUUGAUGUUGUAUUUGUUAGCAGCUCUGUGUUGGAUAUGUAUGCUAAAUUUGGGCGCUUGGAUGAUGCCUGCAAAGUGUUUGAACUAAUGCCUGAAAGAGAUGUUGUGGCGUGGAAUGCGAUGAUAACUGGGUUUGUGAGAGCUGGGCAAUUUGUUGAGUCAUUGGAUUUGUUUAGGAGAUUGCAGCUGGAGAGGAUGGGCAUGGAUUGGAGAGUGAUUCCUAGUGUUUUGAAUGCUUGUGGGAGCACUGGGGAGUUGAUCAGAGGGAAAGAGGUUCAUGGGAGAGUGAUUAGGUGUUUGAUGUUUGAUUCUGAUGUUGUCAUUGGGAAUGCUUUGAUUGAUAUGUAUGGGAAAUGUGGGUGUUUGAAUGAUUCACAGAGAGUGUUUGCAUGCAUGGGUUUGAAGAAUGAAGUGACAUGGUCUUCGAUGAUUGCUUGUCUUGGAGUUCAUGGCAAGGGGGAGGAGUCAUUGAAGCUCUAUGAGGAGAUGAUAAAGGAAGGAUUCAAGCCAAAUUCUAUUACAUUUACGUCGGUUUUAUCCAGUUGUAGCCAUUCCCGUCUUCUUGUUGAUGGCCGGAGGGUUUUUGAAUCAAUCAGGGAACCGAGUGUUGAGCACUUCGCGUGCAUGGUAGACCUCUUCGGCCGCUCUGGUGACAUUAAACAAGCAUCGAGGUUGAUAGAUAAAAUGCCGAUGAAACCAUCGGCAAGUGUGUGGGGAGCAUUGCUUGCCGGUUGUGUUCUGCACAAGAACGUAGUGAUAGGAGAGAUUGCAGCACACAAGCUGUCUGAAUUAGAGCCCAGCAAUUCUAGCAACUAUGUUGCACUUUGUGGUAUCUAUGAUGCAGUUGGAAUGUCUGACAAUGUGUCUAAGAUCAGAGCAAGGAUGAGAGAAUUAGGAAUUAGCAAGACACCAGGGUGUAGUUGGAUUAUCAUCAAUGGCAAAUCGCAUACUUUCUAUCAAGGCAACAUUUCUCAUCCAUUUGCAAAGAGAGUUUGUGAGGUUUUACUUCAUCUUCAUUUAUGGAUAGGAAAGGAUGAAGAUGUUUAUCACUCUAUCAACCAUGAAACAAACACCCAAACAUCAUCUGAAUCACAUUACUAUCUGUUAGAUUCUGGUGAGAAACUGACAAAACUAACAUCAACGUACUGAAUCCUAAUAUUGAACCUUCAAGGACAGUCAAGUAGGCCAUUUUCAAGGUUUACAUCCAAAUGCAAGAUGCUGAAUUGCUUUUAAUGGAUUCAACUGUGAUACAUAACAAGCCUAGCUAGCAUGUCAACUGAAUUAUGAUUGAAAGGAGGUCAUGACUAAGGUUCAUAUCCAAACACAACAUGCUUAUCAUGGAUUCAAAUGCAAUACAAAACAAGCUCUAACAUCAAUUGAAU